Molecule: messenger RNA, 3910 nt
Organism: Osmerus eperlanus (European smelt)
Lineage: Eukaryota; Metazoa; Chordata; Actinopteri; Osmeriformes; Osmeridae
Exons: 10
Coding region: 1741-3633 (630 amino acids)
Source: RefSeq, a predicted model, not a curated record
GGGUGUUUGUCCUCUCUGGGCAAAGGGGUGAGCAGACUAUAUCUUGGUAUCAAGAUAUACCAAGAUAUACUAUAUCAACCCAAACAAAAUGGUUUGGGUUGAAAAGCAAGUAAAAUAAUUAUAAGGCUUCCCAUACUUCCUAAUACAUAAGAGUGUAAAGCAGAGUGUGGAACUUGAACAUGGUGGAUACGAUAGCUAGCAGUAGAAGAACUGGUUUGUGGCAACUUCCUUAAUGUAAGUUUUGUGUGAUGUGGUGAGGCAUAGUUACCCUUGUUUAUCUUGGCCCUGCAGGGUGAUUUAGGCGUUGAGUUUCAACAUUUCUUUUAGAUGAUUUCAUAGAUCUGUCUUAGGGAAUGUUUUUCUUUCUUUAUUUAUCUUUCUUAUUGCCUUUGUUUGGUUGAGAGGCCUGGGAACGUCAUAAACAUGUUUUCCGUUCCAACAUUUUAUUUAUGUGCUUGGUCCAUUUCUAUCACUGCAGCAGGUGAUACAAAUGAACAGCACCCGAAAUAUUUGACAGUAUUUGAAAAUGGUAAGUGACCAAAUGUAAUGCAUUGUUCUGUGUUUUCUUUUUUCAAGUUCGUAGGCAUGGAAGGGCUUCUGAAAGCUCUGUGGUGCAUCUCAGGUCAGAGGCAAUUCUUCUUACAACUUGCUGUUAGCAUUUAAAAGAUGACUUCAAAGUCAUAUCUGUUCUUGAGCAAUUAUUGGUUCUGCAAAUGCAAAUUGCACCCCAGCCUGUAAUUUGACUAACACUUUGACAGACACUUAAACCAUGAAGGACAGAAGACAUGAGCAACAAUUGCUUGCUUUAAAAGAAGGAGCACACUAGAUACAGGCCCAUCCUUAAAUGAAGUUGUGUUGAUGUGUUGUGUUGUAUGGCAUAGCUUUCCUUGUUUAUCUUGGCCCAGCAUGUGACACAUACUACAGCAUCAGACAGGAAAUCGAACCGGCAACCUUCUAAUUAAUAGCCCGAUUCCCUAACCGCUCAGCCAUCUGACCCCCACAGUAUUUACACAGAACCUGUGUUUUUUCUUACUGGUCUCUGUAUAACACCCUGGAGUAUCCAAGAGUGGAGUCAUCCUCUCUGCUGAUUUGAAUGCAGGGCACAGUGGAUAUGUAAACCAUGAAUCACACACAAGUGACAACUCCAAACACCAAGUCCCCUUUAGCCUCCCUGUCCCACCCAACCCCAGAUGACAUUCAUCCACUCAUCCAGGCAAGCAGUCACCACUGUGGGCGGAGAGACACUCGCACAUAUUGGUAGACUUCAUCUUGGUCAUCCAAUGGAUACAACCACUAAGGUACAGUACUGAAGGUCUGGGGUGUUUGUCCUCUCUGGGCAAAGGGGUGAGCAGACUAUAUCUUGGUAUCAAGAUAUACCAAGAUAUACUAUAUCAACCCAAACAAAAUGGUUUGGGUUGAAAAGCAAGUAAAAUAAUUAUAAGGCUUCCCAUACUUCCUAAUACAUAAGAGUGUAAAGCAGAGUGUGGAACUUGAACAUGGUGGAUACGAUAGCUAGCAGUAGAAGAACUGGUUUGUGGCAACUUCCUUAAUGUAAGUUUUGUGUGAUGUGGUGAGGCAUAGUUACCCUUGUUUAUCUUGGCCCUGCAGGGUGAUUUAGGCGUUGAGUUUCAACAUUUCUUUUAGAUGAUUUCAUAGAUCUGUCUUAGGGAAUGUUUUUCUUUCUUUAUUUAUCUUUCUUAUUGCCUUUGUUUGGUUGAGAGGCCUGGGAACGUCAUAAACAUGUUUUCCGUUCCAACAUUUUAUUUAUGUGCUUGGUCCAUUUCUAUCACUGCAGCAGGUGAUACAAAUGAACAGCACCCGAAAUAUUUGACAGUAUUUGAAAAUGACAACGCAGCCCUCUUCAAAGAGGCGAGGCAGUCAAAGGAUUAUGAGGUGUACUACGCUCCACUCGGCAUUGACGGGAGGCGGGAUGCGACCCUCGGACAGAUGUCUUGCACCCACACCCAAGAGCAGACCAACCCCUGGUGGCGAGUGGACAUGCUCGUCCCGAUAGCGGUAGCCGCAGUACGCAUCACCAACCGACAAGACUGCUGUCCAGAGAGGCUGGAUGGCGCCGAGAUCCGCAUCGGUAACAACCCCGCAAAUAACGGCAACAGUAACCCUCGAUGUGCGCUCAUCUCCCACAUUGCUGCUGAACAGACCUUCCAGUGUGGGGGGAUGGAGGGCCGCUACGUUAACGUCAUCAUCCCUGGGGAGUUGAGAUAUCUUACCCUGUGUGAGGUAGAGGUCCUGACUGCCACCCCAGAUUACACAAUCCUCAGAGGAUUACAGGCAGCGCAGUCUUCGCUUUACUUUGCGGGUGACUCUGCCGGAAGUGCCGUCAAUGGUGUUCGCACCACCGUGUAUCCAACCUCCUGCACCUCGACCGCUCAGCAGACUGACCCCUGGUGGACGGCCGACCUGGGGGGCCUCUACAGGGUCACCGCGGUAACCAUCACCAACAGGUUGGACUGCUGCCCCGAGAGGCUGGACGGAGCGGAGAUCCGCGUGGGCUACUCCCUGGAGGACGACGGCAAGAACAACCCCAGGUGUGCGACUGUUGCCAGGAUCGCCGCGGGGGAGUCCGACCACUUUCUCUGCGUUGGCAUGGUGGGGCGCUAUGUCACCGUGGUGAUACCAGGACCAAACAGAAUUCUCACACUGUGUCAGAUGGAUGUGUUUGGAUUUCCCGCAGUCAACGUGGCACCGUCUGGAACGGCCAGUCAGUCUUCUUCGUAUGUCGGUUCCAGCAGUCCCCAGGUCGCCAUCGACGGGGACAAGAAACCUGUCUCCUGCAUCCAGACUAGUGUUGAGGCUGCCCCCUGGUGGAGAGUGGACCUAGGUGCAGGCUACAGAAUCACCGCUAUCGGUGUCACCAACAGAGACACGAAUCCUGAGUGGUUAGACAACGCCGAGAUUUGCAUCGGUGACACCCUGGACGUCCUGUGCCAGAGAAGGUGUGCUGUUAUCUCCCACAUUGCAGCAGGACAGACGCAGACCUUUGCCUGUGAUGGGAUGGAUGGUUGCUACGUAACAGUGUCCACCCCUGGGGACAGCCGUACUCUUCAGAUCUGCGAGGUGGAGAUCUACGGAGUGACUUUAGACACAUUCCCUAGCACUACCCCCCCACCCACCACCACCCCCACCCCUCCUCCCCCCGUCACCACCCCCCCGCCCCCUCCCACCCCCGCCCCUUCUGCGAGCGUGCAGCUGGGGGGCAGGAUGGUGACGCUGGUGGGAGAGAGGCUGUGCUGGUCGGACGCCCUGUUCUACUGCCGGGACCGCGACCUGGAUCUCCUCAGCCUGGCCAGCGAGGAGGAGCAGAGGGGCCUGGAGGCGCUGCUGGGGGGGGUCACCUUCCCCCUCACCCCGCACCUGUGGCUGGGCCUGCGCAGGAGCCUCCAGGGAAGCGACUGGUUCUGGAUGAGCGGACACCAGAUGACCUACAUGAGCUGGCUAAGAGGCUCCGCCCCCCCCGCGCAGGUCUCCAGACCCUGCGGAGCCGUGGCCAAUGGGAUGGACUUCCUGUGGGAGGACCGCCCCUGCAAGGAGCCCCUCAACUUCCUGUGUUUCUCAGGCGCUAACGAUGCAGGAGUCACCAGAGUCGGAUUCUACAGCAGCUACAGAAACUGACCACAGGGGGGCGCUGUACAGCAGCGCAGCCAGAGAGAGACCUCCUGAGGUGUGGUUUUACAGAGCUGGAACUGAUAACAGGUGCAGCAAAAGCGGACCUGCUGGGGGGUUCCUGUUUUAGAGCACAUUGAAAGAUUUGUCGUUUUUAUCUCUAUCUCUUCUACUUUGGGUCAGUAAAUGACUUUAGGACAGUGGACCAAACAUAGUGUGUAAAGAACUGUCUUUCAGAACCGAGUGGUUGCUAAGAAUGUAUGUAAUCCUGAAUAAACAAUGUAUG